Messenger RNA from Ornithodoros turicata, 1842 nucleotides. RefSeq names its product tetraspanin-33-like. Gene Ontology annotation, cellular component: plasma membrane. NCBI's taxonomy places the organism in Eukaryota, Metazoa, Arthropoda, Arachnida, Ixodida, Argasidae. Bases 144 to 1442 code for a protein of 432 amino acids. The transcript has 5 exons. The record is from RefSeq and is a predicted model, not a curated record.
CAGUUGGUACUGUUUAGACACAACAGGACCGUGACACCCGCUCGCGCUGUCGCGCUCUUUCCAGCUCUUUCCAUUGCUCGUCAGGCGUAAUUUCACAGCUGUGUUCUUUGCCGCGUUCACAUUGGUCAACACCAGCCAUCCUCAUGGCAAGACCUCGCAGUGACAACCCGGUGCAGGUUGCCAACAUUUAUGCACCAGGAUACGCCCCACAGGUUCGCGCUCCCGCCGGUCGACUACCGUACAAUCCAUCUGCAAGGCCCGCGGGAGCUAUGCUAAAGGUCCCACCUUCUCAGUAUUCAACAACUAGCACAAAAUCAUCAAGUUCACGCCGGACAAAAGACAGCGAUACUGGGAAGGAAUUAUCUUCGACAAUCAUCCUAGAUAUCCACCCCUACUUACUGGUGCCUUUGCAGGUGUUCAACUGCAUCCUCAUGAUAGUUUCGGGUGCUGUGUUCUGCGGAGCCCUCUAUGUUGCUCUUUCACGAGAACCAUCCCCAACCGCUUCGUCCCGCACCUACUUCGUCAUGAUCCUUCUGCAUCUGGACAUCGUGGUACUCAUUAUGUCCUUCCUAAUUUUUGCACUGGGUACCCUGGGCCUGGUCGGGGCUCUCCGGCAGAACACCACGCUCCUCUACAUCUACAACCGCAUCUUGUUCGCGGUCGUCAUCCUUGGAGCGCUCCUCGUUGUAGCCGUUGCCUUCUUGCCUAACGUUGCUAGGCAGUACGUCAAGACACACGUGACGGAAGACUACAUAACGAACUACAGGGAGGAUCCAGAUUUCCAGAAGGUGGUAGACGAUCUGCAGCAGGGCUUCAAGUGCUGUGGCCUCACUGAGAGCUCCUAUCGAGACUGGAACGCCAACCCAUAUUUCCGUUGCACUGUUGAUAACCCCAGCAUGGAGCGUUGCAGUGUUCCAUUCUCUUGCUGCCGCCAGAAUAUUACUGCGACAUCGGGGAAGCUCUGUGGACAAGGAGUGCUUCUGCUUACUGAACAGGACGCGUGGAAGGUGAUCCACACCACGGGAUGUGCAGACGCAGUGUACUACUUUGUGUACAGCAACCUCCUCACCAUCGUCUGCUGCUUCGUCCUGUUAGACUUGACUCUCAUUGUCCUGCACAGCGUGUCAAUCAAUGUCUACAAACAACUGAGGUCUCUUCAGCGCAUCUACAAUCGGUACUACAAGACCGUGUACGAGGGACAAGCCCGCAUGGCACGACGCUACCAGGAGCUGCGGGAGAUGGAGGAAGCUGGGCUUCAGAAGGAUCCGGUCCUGAUACUCAAAGGCGUGUACGCGAAACAGAGGAAGAUGACGUCUAAACGAGGUCCAGAUUUAGUGCGACAGUCACCUGUUCCAAGAUACGUGGCACUACAACGACCUACAGGGCCGGCAAGACAAGGCGGUCCUUAUGCCAAUUAUUAUGCUGUGCACAGAGAUCGAUAGUUCUGGAGAAAUCCUUGUCAAAUUACUAAUGUCACGCGUACGCGUGGUAAUGAAUCUUUAGUCACAACGUAUCUCUUCGGAACUAUUCAGAAUACAAUUUGAGCUCUUGACCUGUGUGUGCGAUGUGUUCUACUACUACGUCAAAAAAACACGAACCCCAGGAAUUUUGACGAAAUUUCCCCGUAAAAUUCCUUCUGCUGUAAAAUACCGGUAUUGCCUUUCAACCGGCAAGAGAAGCAAAAUAACCGGCCUUGCCAGUGAAAUACCUGCCACGUGGCAACCUUACGCUCGUCCAAAACGGCACAUGAAAUUUCUUCAGUGUCUGCCACAAAGACGAUUCCAUGCCGAAAACUAUUGUCCCAACACGUCUUUUACGGUUGAAUGCGUGACACUAUAUCAU